GUGGACAGCCUGCCGUACCAGUGUAUGAUGGUGAAGAACAAGACUAUCAUUGCCCCCAAGACUACCGAGGAGCAGAAGGUUCUGUUCGUCCCACCGCGAGCUGGUGUCUACCAGAGUGUGCUGAGGGUUUGCUCCUGGCCCGUGUCUGCUGACAUGGAGCUGGCCGCCCGAGCAAACAUCUUUGCUCAGAGUGUGGUGCUCCUGGCCGAAGCACAGAACCCCAUGAUCGAGGUUGAAACGAGUGAAACUGGUGGUUUGGACUUUGGAGACCUUCCAGGAGGCAGCGCCAAGUCUCUCCCUCUGCGGUUGCUCAAUAGAACUCGGGCCACAGUACCCAUCCGCCUGGUUAUAAGCGCAAAUGCCACAGCAUGGCGAUGCUUCAGCUUCUCCAAACACCCUUUGACCACGGCGUCCGAGCCGGCCCCUGGACCCGCCAGCCCGCUGCCCGCCCCCUCAGUGAUGAACCAUGUGAUGCAUGCCAGCUACAGAGAGAAUCACGACAGUUUCAUGGUUUGGGUUCAUUUUAACUCACCUCAGAAAUACACGUCGUCUUCAGCGGAUCUUGGGCCGGCGCAGGAGUAUGCUGCUCGUGUGGACAUCGAGGUGGACUCUCCUGGACCCAGUCAUGUCAUCAGAAGCGUCACCCUAAAGGCCAGAUCUGGAACUGCAAGAGUACAUGCUCCAAAAGAUCUACAGACUGUUCGGCUGUGUGCUCCGGUGGGUGACUGCAGUCAGCAGACGCUGCCUUUAAAGAACGCUGGGAACAUUGAUGUGCAGCUGAAGCUGAAGCAGAUCGGUGAGGAUGGCUUCACUGUGACACCAGAGGAGCUCUCUCUGAGGGUGGGGGAGGAGAAGAGCGUUGUUGUGUCUUUCAAAGCACAGAGCAGCUGGAAAUGUAGAGACGGGCUGCUCACUGUCCUGGUGCUGCCGUCAGGCCCCCAGUACGAGGUGACUCUGAGAGGAGAAGUCACCCCCUCUGCUCCCGCCGCUGUGCCGGCCGCCAACGUCCCGCCAAUCCUUUCCAAUAAGCAGUUUGUGGCUUGGGGAGGGGUCACCCUGGGACGAGCAGUCCAACAGAAGCUGGUGCUCAGAAACAACUCGCCAAAGGCCACGCAGCAGCUGCGCCUGCUCAUCCGUGGUCAAGACCAGGACUGCUUCCAG
Messenger RNA from Oryzias melastigma (Indian medaka), 1161 nucleotides. RefSeq names its product centrosomal protein of 192 kDa. Gene Ontology annotation, molecular function: protein kinase binding. The record is from RefSeq and is a predicted model, not a curated record. Lineage: Eukaryota; Metazoa; Chordata; Actinopteri; Beloniformes; Adrianichthyidae. Gene Ontology annotation, biological process: protein localization to centrosome; centrosome duplication; centriole replication. Gene Ontology annotation, cellular component: cytoplasm; centriole; pericentriolar material.